AUGAUCGAUCUACUAGACCCACUUUUUGUUGUCCGCAGUGACACAGACAAGGCGCUUCCUGGCAAGCAGAGGGAGACCCUGAGAAGAUGCUCCUGGGUGUGCUGCAUUGUCUGUGGCGCUGUGGCUAUGUGGGACAUUAUGUUGCAUCCGGUGCAGGAGGGUCUCUUUGAACUUCCCAGCGACAUUAUGCAAGGUUUGGAUGAUGGGUUAGCUGAUUUGUGGGACCAGAACACCAUGCUGCUCCUGAGAUGGAAACCUGGCGAAGGUAGAGAUGAAACUGCCCUGCUGUGGGCCGCCGCCGAAUCGCUUGGCACAGAAGCGCUGAGCCUGAAAAAGCAGGCACUCUUCGAGGAGCACAGGCUUCUCCUGUUCAAGUACGAGGCGCCCAAGGACGGCCAACGACCAGCUACGCCUAUACAUACCAAGUGGAAGACAAGUGCUAGCAGCCCUCAGGGAGAUCUCGCAAAGAUUAUUGACACAAGCUUCCCAGCUGUGCUAAACGUCACCUUGUGCCUCCACGUUCAUGCUCACACGGAACUGGCAAAGGUUGGACAAAGUGGAGAGAAAGGCUCAAGCGAGGAGGCCGAAUCGACCACACCACCUUCUCAUCCACUCCCGGAGGAGUUCUCAGAGAUCGUUGGACCUUCCACUGAUGCACGAGAAGCAUACUUCGCUGGUUGCAAGUGGUGGACAGAUACCUUAGAUUCAUUUUAUGGUCACCCUGACAACAUGACCGAGCUGGACGACGAGCAUCAUUCCAGUGCUGAUUCCGCAGACCUCCCAACGGCUGAUGCAGAUGCAGAGGGCUCUGAUUUGGCCUGA
This is a messenger RNA of Cladocopium goreaui, 822 nucleotides long. The record is from the annotation of a GenBank genome assembly. Lineage: Eukaryota; Dinophyceae; Suessiales; Symbiodiniaceae.